AUGAACAAGCAACUGCUUAAGCCAAUCACUCCACUUAUAUCUCUAACUAGAUCAAGAGGUUAUAAGCAUCCAGGAGGAAUUAGAUAUCCAGGUGGAAUUACUUUUUAUCCGAGACAUCCAAACCACAAGGACCCUGAAUAUACACCAACAAAACUAUUUCGAGUAGAACAAAUAAAAUCUAGUAAAUUUCAUCCACGGUGGGAGAAAAAAAUAUUAGAAGAACUGAAAGUGGAUAUGUUUCAGAGUAAAGUUGCUAUAGUCAAAAAUAUACCCGAAAUGAAUGCCAAGUUAUGGAAAGUUAAACAUUUGAUUAAAGUAACACCAAUCACUUUCCCAUAUGGUGAGCCAAAAGAAGAGGAUAUAAAGUAUACUAAAUUGAGAGAAAACGGGGAAUGCAUUGUAACAAAGAGUUUACAGCCCAAUGAAAAACAAUUAGAGGCUUUAGAAUCUUUUGAAAAGAACCCAAAGAAAAUGGAUUCAGAAACAAUUAAGAGGGAUACAAGGUUAAAAUGGAAUAAUGCAUUCACUGGUGGAUUUUAA
Molecule: messenger RNA, 540 nt
Organism: Danaus chrysippus (African queen)
Lineage: Eukaryota; Metazoa; Arthropoda; Insecta; Lepidoptera; Nymphalidae
Source: the annotation of a GenBank genome assembly